CGGGAGUAACAAAGAAGUAGACCGAUAUAGACUGAGUCUAAAGAUUGUAUUUCUGAAGAAAAAAACAUAAAUAACAGUGGAUAUUUAUCUGAAACCGCAAUUAACUGAGAGAUAUUGUAAUUUAAAAGUAAACGUCGUUACGAUGAUGGAAACCUGCAAACGACAUUAUCACUUCCUCGAUGAGUAGGCCUGCCUUGUGCUGACGAUAAUGAAUGACAUGAUGUACAUAGUACAUUAUGGUGCAAGAGAAAGAACAUUUAUAGGAACAGAAGGCUACAAGAAUUUCAUUUAAACAAGAAUUUCAAAGACAAUGAGUUUAAGCUGAGAACAUUUUAUUUUAACCGUUGCUUACCACGAAACGCAAACAGGCUGUUUGGUAUUUUCUAUUUUGAGCGGCGUUGGAAGAUGCUUGACUUUAAGGGGGCUCCAUGGUGACAGUACAAGAGGUUUACAUUCUUGCAGUAUCUUUUAUGAUUGCAAGGCUGCCCUCCUAGCACCCCUCUUCAUAUGCCACUGCAUGUGCAUUAUAUUUAACCGUUGUGAUUGGGCAAGAAUUACAACAUUGACACAGAAGCUGACAAACCAUGUCAUUCUCAGCCAGGACAGAAUGGAGAGUCGAAAGACAUGCUUUUAGGUGGGCAGGGCUUAGGAAAUCUUCAUGGAUCCCAGUGAGGUUGUGGAGGCAAAUGUAUCCACCCAAAAUCUCAAUGACCUCCAGAACUAUCUUGUCACUUUUAAUAAAGAGAUUGAAGUCACUGGUCAGUCAGCCAUCCCAGUCAUUGGUGAUGCUGACAGCUCGGAUCCUGUCACAGAUAUGUAUACACCAGGAUCUGUGGCCCAGACGCUGCAGUCUGGACCUGAUGCCACUGGGGCCAAUCAUUUUAGCACAUCUUUCUACUCGGAGCAGUCACUGCUGGAUUCCAGUCUUGGUGAUGAUACUUCACAAAACAUACACUCCUUAGUGAACACAGUGGACGGGGAAGAUAAUGACAUUGUUGAACAGAUUAAGCAGGAGGUUCCUAAUGUUGGUGACCUAGAUGAUAGCAUGGCAGCGGUGCAUGCUCAGCUGGCCGGCCUCACCAGCGCUAUCUCUGAUCUGACAGGAUCAUCACAAGAACUCAUCAUGACCUCUACUGGAGAUGGUCUUGAAGCUCAUGAAGGCAAGGUCAUUCGCAUUGUUUCUCUUGGACAAGAUGGAAGCGUAUUGUCAUUAGGUGAUGGGAGUCAAAUGCAGAUCAUGAGUGAGGAUGAUUUGCAGGGAUCAGCAGAUAUCAAGGAUAUUCCAGUCAUGCUGGAACCACUGGGACAGUCCGUGAUGAUGACAUCCAGUGACCAAGAGUUGCUGACCAGUGCCAGUUCCUCAUCAACUGAUGUAAGCACCAGCACUGUUGUGGCUCAUGGGCUGCAAAGUGCCCUAAACACUGGUGUCUGCACUGUUACUCCUCGCCUAGUGACUUUGCAGAGUGUUGGGGAUGGGUCUCAAUCUCAGGUCAUUGCUGUGCAGCCAGCUGGAGAAAUUUCAGCUGACUCCUUGCAGAUAAUGGGUCAAGGCAGUGACCAACUGAUUAAUACUGCUGGGACCCCGGUUAUUCUUAAUGCAACCAAUACACUUCAGACCUUGGCCAUAGUACCCUCCGAAGGUGAAAAUGGAGAAGUCAACUAUGUAUUGAUCAUGUCGCAGCCUGAUGGAACCAGUAAGGAAUUAGUUGCCCAGGGCCUCACCCUUGAUGCCAGUGAUGUUUUUGACUUAAAAGGUGGCAGUGAUGAGUUCACCGAGGAAAUCAUCGAAGAAGAUGGGACAACAAAGCGAAUCUUGAAAAUCACACCAAAGAAACUCUUUCAUGGAAAUUCGUCAGAUCUGAUGUGCCAUUUUUGUGCAUACACUAGUCCCAAGCCGUACUUGCUAAAACGACACUUGAAGUCUCAUUCAGAAGACCGUCCUCACAAGUGUGAAAUUUGUGAUCGGGGUUUCAAAACAUGUGCUUCUUUAACAAACCAUGUAAACACCCACACCGGCACACGACCACACAAGUGCCGUCAGUGUGAUGCAGCAUUCACCACUUCAGGUGAGCUUGUGAGACAUGUUCGCUAUCGCCACACCUUCGAGAAACCACAUAAGUGUCCAGAUUGUGAUUAUGCUAGUGUUGAACUCAGUAAACUGAAGCGCCACAUGCGCUCCCACACAGGAGAAAGACCCUAUCAGUGUCCAAACUGCAGCUAUGCCAGUCCUGACACAUACAAACUCAAACGUCAUAUGCGGAUACACACAGGGGAAAAGCCAUAUGAAUGUAAUAUAUGCCAUGCAAGGUUCACUCAGUCUAACAGCCUAAAGGCACACAAGCUGAUUCACUCUGGCAACAAGCCAGUGUUCCAAUGUCAGUUCUGCCCUACUACUUGUGGCCGCAAGACGGACCUCAAGAUACACAUGCAAAAGCUGCACUACAGUGAAGAGCCACUCACCUGCCGCAAGUGUGGCAACAGCUUUCCAGACAGAUAUACAUUCAAGAUGCAUAUGAAGACACAUGAAGGUGAAAAAUGCUAUAAAUGUGACGAAUGUGAUUAUGCAGCAUGUUCACAGCGCCACCUGGAGUCUCACAUCCUCACACAUUCAGGUGAGAAACCGUUUGAAUGUGAUGAGUGUGAGCAUGCCUUUCGUCAAAAGCAGUUGUUGAAAAGACAUAAAAAUCUUCACCACACAGUGGAUUACCAACCCCCACCACCUCGUGACAAGAAUCAUGACUGUACAGCAUGUGAUAAAUCUUUUGCCCAUCGUGGAAAUCUUAUGCGCCAUAUGGCUCAACAUACUUGUGAUUUCUCAGAGGAUGAAACACCUGCUGUUACCAGUGAAGGGUCAAGAGAAGGUGGAUCCUUGCGGACAAUCACUGCUGACCAUAUACUACAUGGAAAUUUAAUGCAAGAGUGGCGAGAAGGAAAACUGGGCAAUGCGCCACAAGUAGUCAUUGUGCAUCCAGACGGACGAAUUGAGGAAGUCACACCAAAGUUACAGCUACCACCUGAUCGUUCAGUUGAUGAUCUUCUGGCUUCUUUAGAAGGCUCACAAUCUAAGGGGACAAACUCUGGAUCAACAAGAAAAGAAAAGGAUGGUUUGAAAAGCGCUGAGAAAGGAAUUAUAGCAAACAUCUCUGAUGAUGGUUCUGAUACCGAUGAUGAUGGAAAUCGAGAAGCUGGCACCCAAGUUGAGCUGGAAUCAGAUUCUGAUGAAGAUGAAGAUGAUGGUCCAGAAGGGCUGGUAUCACAGCAGAUCAAGGAUGUCUUGUCUACUGAGCAGCUGCUGAAUGAACUGGGACAGGCAAGAAGUCAAGGGGAGGUGACUGGACUGAGCCCAGUUCUUGAAGGAGGUGGUGUGACACUUUAUUCAGCUGGGGCAGAUCUGGAGAGUGUAAUAGCCACUCUGCCUUUGCACACGUCUUGUCAGGUGGACAACCAGCAUCAUCAUGUUCAUCAGCAUGAAGCGGAAGUGCAGCAGCACCAGAUACCUACCAUUGAUGCCCCAGAAAUUUUAGCACAUCUGGAUUUUGCAAAUAAAGUAAUCAAACAAGAGAAGCCUGAGGUUGACACAGACUGCAUCUCGGUUCCAUUGUCCCUUCCUCUGGCACAAGUCUCCAGUCAGGGUAUUCCUGUCUCCUCCCCUGGGGAUCUUCUGACCAUGAGCAGUAAGCAUAAUCACUCUCAACCCAUGAUUGUGACUGUAACGGGAGCCAGCAUUGGGAACCUCAAGACCUCAGCAGCAAAGACAUUUGCAGUGGUUUCAGGGAGCAGCUUGUUGAAAGCUACAGAAAGGAAAACCCGGAGCAUGAAGAGGAAGGAAGAAGUGGAACAAGCAUCUCCUGCCAAGCGAACAAGACGAGCUGUAGCUGGUCAACGAUAUACCUAUGUUUAGGAGUUAUUUUGUUUGAUUUUUAUGUCAACAACAUUCCAGAUGACCCCAGAGGCAGCUGUGCCAAUUAAAAUGAAAAACAAUAACCCCAAACUGGAAAUGUUACUGUCAACUUCAUUGGAAAUCACAUUCUUUGAUCUUGCCAUGCACUUUUCUUGUUUUCCCCUUUAAAACUUUAUUUUUUUGGCUCCAUUUCAAUCCUGGCUACCUUUUUGUACCCUGCCAUGUCCCAAACUAGAGUACAAAAUGCUUUGUGCAAGCUAUUUAUGAACAGGUGAAAGGAAUGGGGGCAAAAAUGGACAUACAGAGAAGAGACUGCAGCUGAUUUGAAUGGAAAUAUGUACAAGUUCAUUUGUUAUGCUGUUUAUAAAAUAUAAAUCACAUAUUAGUAAAUUAAUGUAGUAGAUUAAUAUUUUAUAACAAUUAUAUAUGACAAAGAGGAAAGUUGAAGGAUAAUUGCAAAGUGUGUGUGUAGUUUCAUUCAAAUGUGAAAACGUGUCUUCGUUCUUAUGACAGAAUGAUAGUCUCUAAAUGUGAAAUACUGUGCAGAUGUAUACUUACAUUUGUGCAUUUUGUGCAUAAAGAAAGCAUGAGAAGGUCAGCUGUCAAUGUAUAAUGUUAAUUCUACCAAAACUUGCCAAAAGUUAUCAGCUAUUUGCUAUUUAUGUUGCAUCAGAAAAAUUUGGUUUAUAUUUAUUUGCAUUUUUUAAGUUCUUUGCUGUGCAGCAGACAAACUGAAUACAGUCAUAAACGACCAAAUAUGAUUGCCAAGUGCUCCUUUAAAGCUGAAAGGUUAAAGCUUAUUCCUCUGCUGAUUCUGGAUUGCUGAUUCCUCAGCCUACAUCAAGCCUUACACCACACUCCCCCCAAAAAGAAGAAAAAUGUCUAACAAAUCUAACAGCACAAACGAUCCACAGAAAAUUGAUAAAAAUUGCUGUGCCUUGAAAAUAAAACCGACAGGCAUGAAAAAUUGGUGGGAGAAAGAAGCAACAGAUCAUCACAAAUUUCUAGGCAAAUGAAGAUUUAUCACUGACAUGACUGUAUUUUGUCCCUUGUGCACUACUGAGGUUUUCAUGAUCUUUUAUAAUGGUCCACUGUUAUCACAACUAUGACAUAGGUACAAAUUGUUGAUAAAUACAGCCAUAACAGUCCAAUGAUAAUCUCCAGCAUUUUAUAGCAGUUCACUGUGAAAUGACAUUGUUAAGGGUGAAUGAACAUGUCACAAACCAUUUUCUGUUAUAAAGGCAAAGUAUAUUAUUACCUGACCCAAUCUUGGCAAACAUAUAUCUGGCUGUUUCAAAAUUUUGUUUAUUAAUGAAGCUAUUUUACUAGAGGCCCAACAAGCAGUCUUUUACAGAGGAACAUGUGGGAGAGUUGUCAACCCUAUUUUGAAAAGGAACUGUGGGUUCAUAAACACUGAUAUCUAAUGACACCUUCAGUGUGAGCAUUUAAGGAAUGAAUCAUUUUGCAUGCACUCAAAAAAACGGCAUGAUGAAAAUAAACACAUCUGUUAAUAAAAA
Messenger RNA from Pomacea canaliculata, 5418 nucleotides. Its product is annotated as zinc finger Y-chromosomal protein 1-like. Bases 659 to 3901 code for a protein of 1080 amino acids. NCBI's taxonomy places the organism in Eukaryota, Metazoa, Mollusca, Gastropoda, Architaenioglossa, Ampullariidae. Gene Ontology annotation, biological process: regulation of transcription by RNA polymerase II. The record is from RefSeq and is a predicted model, not a curated record. Gene Ontology annotation, molecular function: DNA-binding transcription factor activity; RNA polymerase II cis-regulatory region sequence-specific DNA binding. The transcript is spliced from 14 exons.